GCAACUCAACCGUUUCCUCGAGAAAAGCGGCGCUCACUCAUGUCCGCGGCUGAGGCGAGGCCCGGCUUCGGGGCACCACAGGGGGCGAUAGCGGGUCUCUGGCAGCGGAGGGAGGGGGACGCGGAGGGCUUCUGUGGGCAACGGCCGCCGCCGCCUCCUCAAGAAGCAGAAGAAAAGGCGGGCGUUUCGCCACCCGCUGAGGUGAAGCGGCGACGGCCGAGCGAGGAAGAAACGGAGGGGGUCGCGCUGGUGGGAGAAGCGGAGGAGAGCGAGGCAGCGCUAGGCGACAACUUGUCCCCAGCCGCGGGUCCGCCGCCGAGUUUCUCUCCCUCGGGCUGGUGGCGACGACUGCAGCGGCGACUCCUCUCCUCUUGGCCCUCGGCGCCGCCGCCUCCGGGGACCCAGCGCUGCCCCUGCGCGCCAGCCCGCUCCAUCGCGCACUGUUGUCAUGGAGGAGCCAAAAUGGCGGCCCUGGCCUACACCCUGGGCAAGCGGGAGAUCAACCACUAUUUCAGCGUGAGGAGCGCCAAGGUGCUAGCGCUGGGCGCUGUCCUGCUGCUCGCUGCCUGCCACGCCGUUUCCCGCCGGUACCAAGGGGAUGAUUCUUGUGAGUACCUUCUUUCCAGUGGGAGGUUUCUUGGGGAGAAACUAUGGCAGCCUCACAGCUGUAUGAUGCAUAAAUAUAAACAGGGUGAAGCAAAAGACUGCCUUGUAGACAAACAUAUUACGUUUAUAGGGGAUUCUAGAAUUCGUCAGCUGUUUUACUCCUUUGUAAAACUUAUAAAUCCGCAAAUUAAGGAGGAGGGAAACAAGCAUGGAAACAUUCCUUUUGAAGAUAAAUCUUCAUCCCUUAAAGUGGAUUUUCUGUGGUAUCCGGAAGUCAAUGGCUCCAUGAAGCAACAGAUCAAGUUAUGGACUGAGGGAUCCUCUCCAAAGCCUAACAUAAUUAUUGCAGGAGCUGCUACGUGGUCCAUCAAAAUUCAUAAUGGCAGCAAUGAAGCCCUCACACAGUAUAAAAUCAAUAUCACAUCCAUUGCACCUCUUCUGGAGAAACUUGCAAAAAGCAGUGAUGUCUAUUGGGUCUUACAAGAUCCAGUCUAUGAAGAUAUGUUGAGUGAAAGUAGGAAAAUGAUCACUAAUGAGAAAAUAGAUGCCUACAAUGAAGCAGCGGUCAGCAUUCUGAAUAGCAGUUCAAAAAAUUCAAAGGCUAAAGUGAAAGUCUUCAGUGCAUCUAGGUUGAUAGCAGAAGAAACCGUAAUGUUGUCCUCGGAUGGCUUACAUCUUCCCGAAUCCAGCAGAGAAAUGAGUGCGAUGAUUCUCAUGAAUGUCUACUGCAACAAGAUUAUGAAGCCCAUUGACGGAUCCUGUUGCCAGCCUCGACCUCCCAUCACUCUGAUACAGAAGAUAGCCUUCUGCUUUUUUGGUUCAUCUGUAAUUGGAUAUUUAAGUUUGGUCCUUAUUCGGCGUAACAAUCAUCGAAAAAACAAGCCGUGCAGUGAUAUGGAAAGUGGAGAAGAGAAGAAACCUGCUACUAAUACUCCAGCAGUUUCUACUCUAGAGACACUUUUGUUGUGCUUGUGCAAGCUUGGCUUGAUUAUGGCCUACUUCUACCUGUGUGACAGAGCAAAUCUGUUCAUGAAGGAAAACAAGUUCUACACUCACUCAUCCUUCUUCAUACCAAUCAUUUACAUAUUGGUGUUAGGGGUGUUUUAUACUGAAAACACUAAAGAGACUAAAGUGUUAAAUAGGGAGCAGACAGAUGAAUGGAAAGGAUGGAUGCAGCUUGUCAUUUUGAUCUAUCAUAUUUCUGGAGCAAGCACUUUUUUGCCUGUUUACAUGCACGUCCGAGUAUUGGUUGCUGCAUAUCUAUUCCAAACAGGUUAUGGACAUUUUUCUUACUUCUGGAUUAAAGGAGAUUUUGGCAUUUAUAGAGUGUGUCAGGUCUUAUUUCGACUGAACUUCCUAGUUGUGGUGUUGUGCGUAGUGAUGGAUCGGUCUUACCAAUUCUAUUAUUUUGUACCUCUAGUCACUGUCUGGUUUAUGAUCAUAUAUGUUACAUUAGCACUGUGGCCUCAGAUAGUCCAGAAGAAAGCCAAUGGAAAUUGCUUCUGGCAUUUUGGUUUACUGCUGAAACUAGUUUUCCUGUUCAUCUGUAUAUAUUUUCUAUCAUGUUCUCAGGGUGCAUUUGAGAAGAUUUUUUCUCUUUGGCCAUUGUCCAAAGGUUUUGAAUUAAAUGGGAGUGUCUAUGAAUGGUGGUUUAGGUGGAAACUAGAUCGAUAUGUUGUUUUUCAUGGAAUGUUGUUUGCUUUUAUUUAUCUAACAUUUCAGAAACGGCAAGUCCUAUCAGAAGGAAAGGGAGAACCACUCUUUCCCAGCAAAGUUUCAAAUGUCUUGUUAUUUAUUUCAGUAGUUUCUUUUCUGACGUACUCUAUCUGGGCAAGCAGCUGUAAAAACAAAACCGAGUGCAAUGAAAUGCAUCCUUCUGUUUCAGUUGUGCAGAUUUUAGCUUUUAUCCUCAUAAGGAAUAUACCUGGCUAUGCUCGUUCUGUAUACAGUUCAUUUUUUGCCUGGUUUGGCAGAAUUUCUCUUGAGCUCUUCAUCUGCCAAUACCACAUUUGGCUUGCAGCAGAUACCAAGGGGAUCUUGGUCCUUGUCCCUGGAAAUCCCAUGCUCAACAUUAUCAUCAGCACUUUUAUAUUUGUAUGUGUGGCACAUGAAAUUUCCCAGAUCACAAAUGAUCUUGCACAAAUUGUUGUUCCGAAAGAUAAUGCAGUUCUGCUGAAAAGGUUGCUAUGCAUAGGUGGAUUUUUUUCAGGACUUCUUUUUUUAUCAGCAGUUAAAGAACAAUCAAGGCAUUAAAUUUUAUGAAAUCCUUAAAGCUUAACUUCAGGCUAAUUUUGUGUCUGCCUAAGCCAAAAGAAAAAUUAGCUGGAAUUAAACAGCACACACAAAAAAAGGCAAAAUGAAGUCUACUGAACUUGUAUGAAGUGGAAAUGUCACUAUUUUUGUGUGGGCAUUUCUAUCUACUAAGGAAUAUAUGCACGUGAAAAAUACAUCUUUUGUACUGGAACAUCAUUUCUGUUUACAAUUGUUGAAAGAUGGAGGAAGGUUUGGUUAACCAAGCCAUCUGGUGACUAGCAUUUUUUUUUCCCUUGAGGCAUUAUCAAGUUGUUAAUAAUUUGUAGCAUACUGCAGUUAAUGCAUUUGUAUGUUUCAAGAAGCUGCUUUGCAAUCGUAACAGUGCCAUCCUAAGCAGGGGUAUUCUUCUAAGUCCACUGAAGCCAGCGGGCUUAGAGGGAUGUCACUGUCUAGAAUGACACUGUAAGUUCCCGUCAUAGUAUACCUUACUUACAGAACUAAUUUCCCUGAACGUCAGCACAUGGCACCAUAAUAAAUAGCUUAAAGGCUGCAGCCUGUCCUUAAGAAUUCAACGUUACUCCACGAUUGGAUUUUUCUUUUUUCUCUUCCACAACAUUAAUCCUCCUUUAAUUCCAGUAAAAAUUGUGUUGUUCCCGGUGUCUGUUCAGGAAUUGUUUGGGGAUGAAGCUAAACAGUAGUUCAAACUGAACUACUGAACAAACUGAAGAAUGGGUGGGAGUUUCAAAUGCCGCCAUUGCAAGCCAGUGAGUGGCCACUGGGGUGGGGGCGAUGUAUGGAAUAUUAAAGGAUCUCUUGUAGCACUCGGCCCCUCACGCUGCUUCCUGGGAGCUGUGGAUCUCCCGUGAGUGGGUGGCGAUGUUCUGAAUUAAGAAAAUUAGUAACUAUUUUAGGUAUAGCUAAUACGUAUCAAGGAAAACUUCCUAACGCCGGAGGGGCGUGGUACGCUCACAAUAAUAUUCAUGUUUACAAAUUAUAUAUCAGCAUUUCAGUGAACAUAGUUUUCAGUAAUUUUGCUGUUCCAUUUGGAAUGCCUGAGCAGUCUUAUUGUUAUUUCUAAAAUUGUUUACUUUUUCAUGUUUUCUGCUUCUGUAAUCAACUCUGUGCAUCUUAAAUAUUAAUGUCAGAAGGUUAAGUGAAAAUGAAAUGUCCCCUGCUGUUCUCAUAUCAUUUCUGAUUCCCAUCUCUUGCCAUAGUAAAGUCAUGUGUAUAGAAAACCUGAGUACAAUUCAACUCCCGUUCUCUUUGACCACUGAAAAUAAUUUCCAAUAGGUCUCUCCAUAUGAACUAUACACUUAUCUAUUACAAACUCUUCAGUGAAGAGGUCAAGCAGCUUCCUGUAAAUAUCAUGCAGAUACCUACGACUAUCAUGCAGCUUGUAAACACUGGGUUAGUUCCAACGAUCCAUCAGUGGAAGGUGCUGCAAGUCACAGAUCUUCCCCUGUUUUCCCCUCCUCCUAGCAGCCCUUCUGACCCUGGGAAAAGUUGAUUCCUGGAGUUGCAGGAAGCCACCUGGAGUAAUAACCACAUGGUUUAGUGAGCUGUAGUGAGGAGGUGGAAGGGGGUGAAAUUCUACCUCUUCCAUCAGUGGGACAAGGAAAUGACUUUGUCCUUUUCUUUUUCUUACUACUCCAUGCAGGUCCUGUAACCCUGGGUACAAUUGUUUUUUUCAUUUAGGAAAAUAUAUUUGUUUCAGUGCCUAGCAUUCAAAUCCUUUCAGAAUUAAGAACAGCAACCCUGAAUAGACUGCCUGAAAAGAGACAAAAAAUAUCAACAUCAGAAAUAUAGGACCUGAAUCUGUUUUACUCAUCACUCCUUUAAAAGGUCUGUAAAAAUACCCAUGUGUUAAAAUCCCCCAUGUUUUUUAAAAUGAGAAAUGGGUUGUUUUUUCUAUCCUGAAUGGAUGCAUUAAACAGCUGCAGGUAAUGGGAGGUACAGAAAAGUUGUUUAUGGUUGAUCAAACUAGUCUCUAGAAUUAUCUCAAUCUAUUAUUUUUCUUACCAUUUUAAGUGUGCUGCAUAGAUAGGAAAAAUAAGAGUUCAGAUUGAAGAAGGCAGAUUGCAACUUAAAUUCUGCAGAUAAAAUUUAACACGGAUUCUUUGUCUUGCUGAAAUGAGAAUUCCAACCUACUUUGUUUGGGAGCAGGAAGACAUUUAUACAAAUAAAAAUAAAAUGUUUGGGAUAAAAUCAUACAUGGGUUUCGGUCCAAAGUUUCCUUUUCAGAAGCUGCCCUUUUAGCACUGUAGGGAAGCUAGAUGGGACACUAGGAGAUCCAGGGUUGGAUCUGCACAGGCAGUGCUUUAAAGAUAAUUUACAGUUGCGUGCGGUUCAUAUUGGAGCCAUGCAGCUGGGAGAUGGGAUUAAUCCUUUUACCCAACACUGCUUUACUUACCCAAACUGCUCCAUGCGCUGCUUUUUGCCCUGAAAGUCCCGCCCCCUUCCAGAGUGCGUAGUGCAGGCAGGGCUGUUUUGAAAAUCCAAACUGCAGGGACUGAUGGAUUAUUCCCCCUCUUCCCACGCAGCCCCAGUAUUGCUUUUAAAAAAUGCACAAAAGAUCUAAUGAUGGAUCUGCCAGUGUCUCGUUUAGCUCCAAAAGCAGCUUGGGACCUUGGUGCAGGGCUUAUGAGGGAAAUAUUUUUCUCCCUUUAAAAAGCAAUUAUGCCCUGUCCCCAAUCAUACCGUUUAAACAGCAUUUUGAGACAGCUUUUGUAAACAAAAGGAAAAUACUGUAUCGGUAGGCAUGGAAGUUGUGCGCGUGCUCUUUCCGGACACAGCCUCAGACAGCAGCAGUGUGUCCCAGUUAUUCUGGGUUUGCUGCUUAUUGUUUUAGCACUUGAAGAAUAAACAGACAGUAUUUGUUUUCUAUGCAUAUGUGCAAUUAUAAGUAAUGAUAAACAAAAUGGCUUUUUAUUUAAAGAAAGUAUAUGCCUUCCAGUAGUGAAAGUUUGGAAUCCCAUCAUGAACAGCCAUACUGAAUUACUGUUACUAAGAGACUUCCACUGAAGAAUUAUGGACCCCCGAUUUCUUUCAUGUAAUGCUUAGUUGAACUGCCUUGCUGGGUAUGUUGAACAGGAAGAACACUAAAGUGUGCAAGUUACUUUGUCAGUGCUCUCUUUCCACUUUUACUUCGCCACUAAUCAAUACAUUUGAUUGACUGUUUCAGUUUAGUUAAGCACUGUAUGGUUGAUUGGCAAGUCAUGGAUUGCAUUUACAAAUACCAUGCAUAACGUUUUUAAGAGGUGAGAACUCUUGUUAGGUGUCGGAGGUUUUUUAUGUUUAUAAACCAAGUAUUGUAGAUAUUUUAUUUAUCUGUUGUACAGAUUUGGUUAAAGAUUAUUUUUGUUGGAAAUGUUGCACUUGUUUGCUUAUUACUGUAUGUGGGAUAAAAUAUAUUUUCUUUUAAA
Messenger RNA from Eublepharis macularius, 6281 nucleotides. It is a transcript of the gene CASD1, whose product is annotated as CAS1 domain containing 1. The transcript has 18 exons. Bases 40 to 2859 code for a protein of 939 amino acids. NCBI's taxonomy places the organism in Eukaryota, Metazoa, Chordata, Lepidosauria, Squamata, Eublepharidae. Gene Ontology annotation, cellular component: Golgi membrane. The record is from RefSeq and is a predicted model, not a curated record. Gene Ontology annotation, molecular function: N-acetylneuraminate 9-O-acetyltransferase activity.